ACCGACUUACGCAAUCACUGUACUUGGGGGACUGGACAGAAGUCCCAACCCAAAUCACGCACUCGCACUAAUUUGUACUCGGACCGAACCAUGAUCGAAACCCUUCAUAUGACCAUGGAGGUUCUUGCAGACGCCAAGGUGGAGAUCUUCGUCUUUAUCUUGGCUGCCUGUGUCCACUUCUUGCUCUUCAGCAAUCGCCUUCCCGUAAAGGACCUCAAGGCCAAGGCUGAACCAGUUGCGCGCGAGCAGAAAGGGCGUCCAGCUGCAGAGCCACAGAAUGUCAAGACGCUUCCCGGACCUGCAUCGUGCAUUUGCUAUGCCAUGAAGGACGCCUUGCGUUGCGACUUUGUGAAACAGGAGUUGAUCGAAGGUGAGUUGCGACGGCUGUUGGCCUCCUUUGAAGUGCCAGAGGACGAAACACAAGCCGUGCUGGCAUCUGCCUGUGAAGGCCUCGGGCGUCUCAUCAACCAUCCUGAACUGUUGGCAUCCAUCCGAGCCAUCGUUGGGGAGGUGACCAAUCCUUACCUGGCCGAGAAUUUGCUCCGAGGAUACUGGAGUGGAAAGGCCUAUGCCAACUUUGACAGCUUCCUCUUCACGUUUGGGGACUUUUGCAAGACCAGUGGCACCAAGAUGCCUCGACAGGUCAUUAUCCUGGCGAUCCAGUUCGUCGUGGCAGCAGAACAGAUCGAGGCUGAGGCGGCACAGAAACAGAAGGCCCGCCUCGCUUUGGUGGGCCGCGGGGAUGCGCCCGUGGCCAGCCCAAAAGUCCUGACCUGGGAGAAGCUGGAGACCAUCAUGAAGGACUUCUUGCUGAUGUUGGAUGAUGAACCUUCACGUUACGUUUCCUUUCAUCGCAUUUUGGAUGUGGUGGUGAAGCGUGAUGCCGAGAAGUGCUGGGAUGUCGUAAAGAACAUGGAGCAGCAAGGCUUACCCCCGAACAACGUCACUUGUUCCAUUCUUUUGAAGGGUGCGAGGAAGCACAGCCAGGACAAGUUCUUGAUCGAUGUCAUGAAGGUUAUCGACGCUCGCGAGGCCAAAGACAUCGACGAAGUUCUUUUGGGAUCUCUCUAUGAAGCGUGCAUCCGCUGUGGUCAGAUGAAGCACCUUUUGGAGUACGUGCAAAGGCUCCGCCACAAGGGAGGCCUCAUUGAGAUCCGCAGCCCUCACACAGGUGGCUCCAUCAUCCGCGCCUAUGGUGCCACGGGUGACAUGAAAGGCGUUUGGGACACCUGGAAUGACUUGAAACGUCGUGGAGUGGAACCGACACGAAUCACUUUGGGGUGCAUGGUCGAAGCACUGGCCGCCAACGACGACCCAGAGGGUGCCUAUGAAGUGAUCCAAGGGGCGCUGGCAGAUCCCAACACAAAAGGCCUGGUGACUGCGGUGACCUACAGCUCGGUUCUCAAGAGCCUCAACCACAAGAAGUGCUUCUAUCGUGUUUGGGAGAUCUAUGAGGAAAUGAUGCGCCAGAAGGUGGAGUUCACCACCACGACGUACAAUGCCUUGCUGGACGUGUGCGCCCGCAGUGGUGAGAUCUCGCGGGCCGAGCCGUUGCUGAAACAGAUGGUGGAGCAGGGCUUGGCGCCCAGCGUCAUCACCUACAGCACAGUGAUCAAGGCCUACUGUGGGGCCAAUAUGCUGGAACAGGCCUUCAAGCUCUUUGAGGAAAUGAAGUGCAACACAGACUUGGACCCAGAUGAAGUGACUUUCAACACCCUCUUGGACGGCUGUGCUCGCUAUGGCUUCUUUGAUCGUGGGUGUGAGGUGCUGCAGGAGAUGCGGAGGACAGGCAUCACUCCCAGCAACUACACCCUGUCUGUCAUCGCCAAGUUGGCCAACCGAAGCAAGAAACCCAAGAUGGCAUUCAAGAUCGUUGAAGCAUUGCGUAUGGAAUAUGGCCUCAAGCUGAACAUGCACGUGUACAACAACUUGAUCCAUGCAGCAAUCCUCGACAACGACUUGAUGAAGGCACAAGAGCUUUUUGCGACCAUGCUGGAAAACAAGAUUCAACCCGAUGGCAGGACAUAUGCCCUCAUGUUGAGAGCUACCGUGACACACAAGCUUGAUGCGCUUGCCAAGGUGAUGCUCCACAUUGCCUUUGGCAUGAAGGUCCAGGACCCAAGGAUCAUCAGCAAUGGGCAGCUACACAAGUCCUUGCUGGAGCAACUCCUGCGUCCGGUCCAAUGGGCAAAGGCACCUCUGCGCAGCGGCAACCAGUUACAGGAAGAUGUGGUCAAAGAUGUCGUGGAAUUUUUGUCCGUGGAAGCAGCUGGUUUGUCAAAACUGCUGGCAGAAAUUUCAAAGACGAUGCCAUCUGCAGCUGCUAUGGCCCAGCCAUAGUCCAAUUUCUGAGCCACUCCACACCUUCUGUUUUGCUGGGCGCCCAUGCCUGGUCCAAUGAAUGGCCUGACGUAAGGUAUUUUAAGGGUCAUUGGGCUGGCGGUGUGUGGCCUAAGUCCCGGCCGAUGGCGCAGAGAUUGCAUGAUGACAGUAUCUACAGAUCAGUGGCCCGAUGCGGCACGGGCCGUCAAGGAAGGCUUCUCGUUGGUUGGCGGUGUGACACAAGCUAAACCUAUUUUCAACUGGUCUCCCACCUGGAAAGCACAUGUUCCUGGAACCGUUAACCGAAGAGCCCUUGAUGGCUCAUGGCUGUUUUUUCGCUGUAGACUGCGGCCGACCACGUGAUGUGGC
This is a messenger RNA of Cladocopium goreaui, 2691 nucleotides long. Lineage: Eukaryota; Dinophyceae; Suessiales; Symbiodiniaceae. The record is from the annotation of a GenBank genome assembly.